UAGGAACGAUGGAGCAGGUAGAUGACAGCAUCCUCAAUCCCCAUCUUUGUUUGGUAAGCGAACUGCAGGGGCUACCUUUAGGUAGAAGGUACAGGAGCCUGAAGACUGCAACAACCAGGUUCAGGAAUUACUACUUCCCAACAGCCAUCAGGCUAUUAAACCUGGCUCGGACAAAACUCUGAUUAUUAAUAAUCCAUUAUCUGUUAUUUGCACUUUAUCAGUUUAUUUAUUCAUGUGUGUAUAUAUUUAUAUUAUGGUAUAUGGACACACUUAUCUGUUUUGUAGUAAAUGCCUCCUAUGUUCUGUGUGCUGAAGCCAAGCAAGAAUUUCAUUGUCCUAUCAGGGACACAUGACAAUAAACUCAUUUGAACUUGAACUUGAACUUGAACUUGAUCCAGAUAGGGUUUAGCCAGGGGUCGCAGGUGAGUGAGCACCAGCUCCUCCAGGGACUUCAUGAUAUAUGAAGUCAGCACCACUCGUCUGCAGUCAUUGCGGGAGAUGGGGCGUGUCAUCUUUGUUACAGGAACCAGGCAGGGUAUCUUCCACAUCACAGGAACCCUCUCCAGGCUCAGGCUCCUGUUGAAGAUAUGCUGGAGUACUCUGCACAACUGGCUGGCACCAUCGGGACCGGUGGCUUUGCCUGGGCAGAGUCUGCUCAGCACUUUCCUCACCUGCUCAGCCUUGAUGGUCAGGUGCAACAAAGAAAGGGCAGAAGACGUGGACCACAGAAUGAGGAAUUCUGGUUUCCUUCAUCAUUGCUCAAAACGCCCCGGUCAUCCAUGAGGCGGGAGGCUCCACCUCCACAGAUAGGGAACACCAUUCUUCGUUUACACGGAGAUUAUGCUGACGUUUAUUUAGAGGUCAAGAACUUAAUCUUUAAUCCUCAGGCCCGAGCUCAAAUGAAGAAGUUGUUAAGCAAAUGGGUUUUCAUUAAAAGCAGAAGCGAAACCCCAUGACUUCCCGGCCAGUCACAUGCAAUGCCGUGCGGGAAUCCCAAAGGGGAAGAGUUGGAGUGAAAUCUGCCCUUGGUUGAUGAUAUAUCAAGGGACGCGGCAGUGGCCAAGUACAAGUGGCAGGAGCGAGUCGGUACCUACCGUAACCAAGGUUCCAGCACGGGGUGCGGUUGAACAGUGACCGUCGCUGAACCAAGAUGUCCCAGUGCCCUAGAGGAGGAGCUGUGAUCCACCACAAGGUGGUGGACGGCAAACAUCGCUACAGGAUUGGAGAGGUCCUGCAGAGCAAAAGCGCACGCUUUCCUUUCAGGAGCGGCGACCAAUUGCUGCAGAUAAACGGGGAGAAUGUGUUGGCUUUCCCACCCGAGACCUUGGCUGAGAUACUGAAAGAGAGAUUCAUACUGCUGACUCUUCACAGUCCCAGCAUCAAGACAGAGUCAGCUGAGCCCAGCGAGGAUGUGGGCCCAGUGUACCAGCCGUACAACAAGAAAGAGAUCCAGCUCCAGUUCAGCUUAGCCAUGGUGCAGAAGGAUGACGGCUGCAAGGGGUUGGAGAGCUUGGCUUCAGUCCAUGACAAUGACGCUACCAUCGGGGGGAAGGAUGGGACCUGUCCAGCUCCAGAAACACCCCUCACACCUCUGAACCUCCCGCAGCCCAGCAGCGUGGGAGAGGAAAAUGGAGGGGUGGUUUGUGACAAGGAUGAGGCACGGGUAUUGCUGGUGGCACUCAAUCACUUUGCGGUUUCCGUGGUCCGGGCUCGGGGGCCUCACUGCUCCUCGGGAACACUGUGCCCAGUGUGCAAGCAGGCGGAGUGUGAAAUACAACAUGUGAAUGUCAGCACAGAGUCCAAAACAGAGGUCUACUACCUAAAAGAAGAGGCUUCUCCCAAUGAAUGCUGUGGAAUGAUGAUGAAAGUAAUGAAUAGCGAUUGUCCAUUUCUGAUUCACAACGACCGAGACCAGUACUUGCGACCUGGGGUCUGCCGCAGAAGAAUAGUCCUUAGUCGGCAGAAUUCCGAGUCUGCCCAGAUGACCAUCUUUUAUUAUAAAUCCAAUAAAAUACCCAAUCCGUAUCAUGGGCUGCCAGUCGUGCUGAAGUUCUCCAACACCAACUGUUUCCUGAUGUGUCACAGUGAGGAGCUUAACAUACUGCUCAGGAUAGAGGAAUGCAGCUCUGAGUCUCUGAAGAAUAUUGCAGAGGGGAGCCCGACAUGGCGUUUCAUCUUCUACAUGAAGGAGCAGCAAAAUGGUACCCUCAGCUUCGAAUCGGCUCGGUACCCAGGCUGGUUCAUCAACAACAAGUGGAACGAAAAAGAGGGCUGAAAUGAAAAAAACCGUGGAAGAAACGCUAAAUGCAGAUUUUAUAUUUAUUUUACUGAAAGUAUGAGUUUUGAUGGUCGUAGGGAAUAAAAUUACUCUGCUAAUUUACCUUUGCUGACUAGUGAAGACGGCACUAAAUGUUCUGGAACUGAUUCAUCAUAGAUUCAGUCCACUCUCCACUCUCCCACCUACUCACCCCCACAGUUUAAAGCAGCAAACUGAUCUGCACCCCAACCCUACCCCACCAGCAGACAGGUGCGCAGCGAGACAGAGUUGACUCCAACCAUCCAGGAGGCAUCAGGUAGCGCAUCUGUGGAUAAACCCCAGGAAUACCCGCUGCUUGCUGGCUGAUAAAGGCUUUUCACAAUUUUUAUAUGACAGCUAUUGAAAUAGAUUUAAACACUCAAUAAAUAAUAUAUAUUAAACAGACUUUGAAAUAUUUAUUUAAGCAUUAUUUCAAUGUUUUUAAUUAAUUGUCAGAAUAUUUAAGUAAUUAGAAACCUACAGGCUAUUCCCGGGUAACGAAUGGGCUCUGACUUUACUGGCAUCCAUUAACUCUCUUGCAAUGUGUUCCAGCAUUCACCACUCUCUGGGUGAAGAAGGUUCCCCUCAGAUCUCACUGUUCAAACUUCCUACUUACUUGCUGUUAACUGACAUCAUUUGUGGGGCAGCUGCUGGAAUCUAUUAAUGUUGCUAGAUUCAUUGACCAUAGACAGCUGGGUCUCUCUGCACACCAACACCUUUCAAUCCAUCAGCAUUAAAAAAUACUCUGUAUUCCCACGUCUUCUACCCGAGUUUCAUUUUUCCACAUUAUAUUCCAUCUGACGUGCUCUUGCCGAUUCACUUACCUCAUAUCCCACUAAACUGUCUCCACAGCCUCUGAACCCACACUGCCAUCUAGCUUUGAAUCUUUGUAUUA
Leucoraja erinaceus (little skate) is the source of this 3191-nucleotide messenger RNA. RefSeq names its product interleukin-1 family member A (gene il1fma). NCBI's taxonomy places the organism in Eukaryota, Metazoa, Chordata, Chondrichthyes, Rajiformes, Rajidae. The transcript has 6 exons. The record is from RefSeq and is a predicted model, not a curated record. Gene Ontology annotation, molecular function: cytokine activity. Gene Ontology annotation, biological process: macrophage chemotaxis; immune response; cytokine-mediated signaling pathway. Bases 1151 to 2275 code for a protein of 374 amino acids.